CGAUGCACUUCUCACUGCAUUAUUCCAUAUUAUAUCAGUUGAUUGCUCGUCGAUGGCGACUCAAUCACUGCACUUGAUCACACGCCCUACCCCAACACUCUACCUAUUCAGUGAAUCCUGUAUAUUUCAAGGGUCUUGGACGGUGACUUAGGGUUUUGGAUUUGAUGGCUUCGUUUGUGCUUGCAAGAAUUUGUCGUGGAGACGAUCACGUGGAUUGUGUUCUGGCACGACGUUUUGUGGAAGAGUUGAUUCGAAGAGCUUGAACGAGUUUUUGAGCGGUGCUUAGAUGGCGAGAGCUAUAGUGGGGUAGAGUGAAUAAUCGAAAUUGGAUUGAUAGUGAGAGUUUGUGUUCAAGGAGAAUGUUUUGGAAAGGAGCGAAUUCUGUUUGGGUUGUUGAGGGCUUGAGAGAAGUUGGAUUGAGGAGAGCAGGGAAUCGCCGGCUUGGAAGUGUAAAGGAACCUGAUAGUUGAGAGGUGAAGUAUAAGGGUGUGGCUAUGGCGGAUACGGCAGUGGCCGCUGUGAAUGUCCAGCGGCGAAGGUGGCCAAGAAGCGACUCCCUCGGUUGCUGCAUCUAAUGCCAAGGUGAAUAGGAUCGGCGGGGUUGAGAUGCGGGUGCCGGGCAGGAUGGAAGUCGACAUGGCGCGUUAAGACGUGCAACGCGUGUGUAAUCCUGAUAUUAAGCGGUCGUUUACUUCAAUUGAAGAUGCCUGCGAUAGGUAUACAUUCGCUGGGGAAUUUGAUUAUUGGUGGAAGAAAGAAUAGUUUUUUCUGAUGUAUGUGAUUGUCAGGAUGGUGUCCUUCGGAAGGAGCUGGGGAGGAAUGAUUGAUAAUGAUGCAUCCAACUUCAAAGGAGUUACUCGACAACCUUUUUCUGUUCGUUAGAGCUUGGAUAUGAGUUGCAAAGCAUGGGAUUUGAGGAGUUAUUAGAGCGUUAAAUUUCCGUUGAGUGCACGUUAAGUUUUUCUCUUAAAGAAUAUAUUAGGUGACUGAAUUUCUCAGGUUAGAUUUUGUCAUCAAUCCUCGAUUAUCACUUAAAUUGUACCAUUAUCUAAGUUCUAGAUUACGAAUAGCAGGUUUGUUGGAAGCAGUUGUGGGGCGUCUUCGAAAUGGACAAUGUCUUGGUCUCUUCCAUUUUAGUCUUCCACAUCCUGCUUUGGUUCAAACGGGUCGAGCAUCUUUUGCGGUAUUUGGAUGGAGUUUUCUCCUUACAGGUGGAAGGGUGGAGUUUUCCGACACGAAAUUGAUUGCAUGCUCGAUCUUGUUUCUACAUCUACACGGUAAUGUACCAAUUAUCGUCUUUAAAUGCAGGCUCCUCCUCUAUCAUGUGGUGGCAGAGUACGACCCUGAAGAGUUGGAACUCUCACCCGCUGGGGCCCAAAGUGGUGCAACAUCUUUGUUGAUUUCUAGGGCACAAUCCUGGAAUGAUACCCUUAAAGCCAAGACCGCUGAAUAUGUAGGGGCCCUGGAGAAGCACAUAAGCACUUACAAUUCAAUAUUGAAGAGAAGAGCAGGUGGGGACAUGUGUGGCGAAGAGAGACUACUCGUUGAAAAAUAUCUACUUGUUGACGAGAGACAAAAACUUGCUGAUGCCCGUGCUAAGAUUGAGGCUAAAGAAAGGGCAGAGCGAGUAGCGCAUGAAGCUAGAAUCAAGGAAGCUCUCGCUCAAGUUGAGGAGGCUCGAGCUGAAGCGCAAGCUCAGGCUGAAGCUGCUCGAGCCAAAGCCUUAGUCGAGGCCGAAGCUGCUCAACCAGCUGAAUCCUCCCAGAAAAGCAAUCAAGCUUUCCUACCGGAAAUUGGUGUGGAUUCUGACGCCUUGCAACCACCCAUUAAUGGGGAGGGUUUGGGGGAUUUAGAGGGAUGGGACUCGUCUGAAGGUGAGGAGGAAUACGAAGAAGGGCAACCUGGUAAAGAAGACGAUGACGAAGAGGAUGAGGAUGAUAACCCUGAUAGUUUAUUUGCUGAGGGAGACGGGGCCGAAAAUGCAUAUGAAGGUAUGAACGAGGGGGUUACAAGUACGCAAAACGAAUUAGCUGACGAAGACAUACUUCACUUCAAUCCAAGAGAAUGCAUGUGAAGAGAGUGACCACCUCCUGUCUAAUAAUGUGGUUUAGAUCACCAUUCUUUUAAAAUAUUUCUUUCGUAAACUCUGGCUUUUAAGGAUUCGUUAUAUUCAUGUCGUAAGGUGGCCGGGAUGGAGAGAGCUGCAGCUUAGUAUCACGGUAACCAUCUGAAUAGUUAAGGUGGAGGUUCUUUUACGUAGAGACAAUUCCAUGGGCAGAUUUAACUCGAGACACUUACGAUACUGGGUGUCCAGUGGUUGUUGAGUUGUCAUUCACGAUGGUUUACUCGGUUGACGUGACCUUCUGUGAUAAAAUGGCAAUGUUGAAAGCCUCCCUUUGAGCAUGUAAUUGCCUGUCCACAUUCCACUUGGACAGGUCAGAUUGAUUGUCACGAUUCAUGUUAAACACUUAUGAAUUGAUUCAACCCUUUGAGGUGAGGUUACUUCCUCAAAUAUAUGUUGACUGAUGCGAGAUUAGCCGAGCUCUAUUCUAGGAAAACAUAACAAAUCCUAGAAUUGUGCUUCAGAUUUUAGCUACUUAGCACAGCAGUUGCUACAAAGCAAAUCGGGAAUGCAUAGCAUUUAAGUUUGUAGAGCUCUUUCAUUCAGUUGGGAUCUUCUCAGACUUUGUUUAAACUUGGAAAGUGCCAAACGCUGUACAAACCUGUUUUCAA
Molecule: messenger RNA, 2733 nt
Organism: Physcomitrium patens
Lineage: Eukaryota; Viridiplantae; Streptophyta; Bryopsida; Funariales; Funariaceae
Source: RefSeq, a predicted model, not a curated record